Messenger RNA from Clunio marinus, 240 nucleotides. The record is from the annotation of a GenBank genome assembly. Lineage: Eukaryota; Metazoa; Arthropoda; Insecta; Diptera; Chironomidae.
AUGAUUCUAGGUUUCAAUCAAAGUGCUCCAAUGACACUUGAUAACUUAGAAUUCACUGAAGCGAAGAAAGCUAAAAAUACGAACAGAAUUCACCAUUCAUUACUGUAUCUCUUAUUACUUCAAUCUCCAAUUUUAUGCCAUCAUCAUGCGCUGUUGUUCGUAACGAUAUCAGAUUAUGGGGUUCGACAUGAAUUGCUUUUCCUCUAUCGAAGUAACAAGCCCAACACAACUCACACAUAA